AUGUUGAGGAAUGUGAACAGGGAAGUGCGGCUGUCGAAGAACACGCGGAUGAGAAUAGGUGAUGCUGCUGAUGAGAAUGAACAAUACAAUGACCAGGAAAAUGAAGGUGACAUAGGUGUUCUGGCUGAAGAUGGCCUUGCGGAAGAAUGCCAGGAACAGCAUGAUGAUGCCGAGCACCAGGAAACAGCAGAGGAGCUGUCCGAGGAGGAUGGAGAACAUAGGCUUUGA
Messenger RNA from Stylonychia lemnae, 228 nucleotides. Lineage: Eukaryota; Ciliophora; Spirotrichea; Sporadotrichida; Oxytrichidae. The record is from the annotation of a GenBank genome assembly.